This is a messenger RNA of Anolis carolinensis (green anole), 2055 nucleotides long. RefSeq names its product vomeronasal type-2 receptor 26-like. Gene Ontology annotation, cellular component: plasma membrane. The transcript has 4 exons. Gene Ontology annotation, biological process: G protein-coupled receptor signaling pathway. The record is from RefSeq and is a predicted model, not a curated record. Gene Ontology annotation, molecular function: G protein-coupled receptor activity. The coding region runs from base 1 to 2055 and encodes 684 amino acids. NCBI's taxonomy places the organism in Eukaryota, Metazoa, Chordata, Lepidosauria, Squamata, Anolidae.
AUGGUUCCCAAUGAAGUUCAUCAAUAUAUUGGGAUAAUCCGAUUACUUCGAUAUUUUGGAUGGACCUGGAUUGGACUCUUUAUUGUGAGUGAUGAUAGUGGAGAACAUUUCUUGGACUUCUUGGAGUCUUUGCUUUCACAGAAUGGAAUCUGUUCAGCUUUCACAGAAAGGAUUCCACAACAAGCUCAGUUGGAUGAUGUAGGCAAAGUUUUUGAUACCAUCACAAGAAUAUAUCUCUCUAUAACAGAGAAGAAAACGAAUGUUUUUAUCACUUAUGGAGACUCUAUAACCAUGAAUUGGCUGAGAGCUCUGAUGCUUCAAGCAGACACUGACAAUAACAGUACCUUAUUUGGAAAGGUGUGGAUCAUGAUGGCUCAACUUGAUUUCAUAUCCACAGGCAUGACAAGGGCCUGGGGCUUUAACCUAAUGCAAGGUGCACUUUCCCUCACAAUACACUCAACAGAUAUUCCUGGGUUCAAGGAAUUUCUUCAGAAGGUGAAACCAAAUUGGACCCAGGGAGAUGGUUUUCACAAGAUUUUCUGGGAGCAGGUCUUUGACUGUUUCUUCCCAGAUCCAGAAAUGCUGAUGAAAGUUACUGAAGCAUGCACUAGUGAGGAGAAGCUGGAGAGCCUUCCUGCAACUCUUUUUGAAAUGAACAUGACUGGCCACAGCUACAGUAUCUAUAAUGCUGUCUAUGCCUUGGCUCAUGCUUUGCAAGCUCUUUACUCAGUGACAUCCAAACACAGAGGAAUGCCAAGGGGUAAAAGUAAUGAAUCCCAGUCUCUCCAGCCUUGGCAGCUCCAUCAAUUUCUUCAAGGCAUUUCAUUCAACAACUCAGCUGGAGAAACAGUGUCUUUUGAUGAUAAUAGGGAAAUAGUAGGUGGAUUUGACAUAAUGAACAUAAUCAUGUUCCAUAAUAACUCCUUCCAGAGAGUGAAAGUUGGGCAUGUGGCUCUGAAGAGUAUUGGGGAAGAAGAAUUCAUCAUUCAUGAGGAUUUGAUUGUUUGGCCUGGGCAUUUUAACCAGGUAGUUCCCAUUUCUCUGUGUAAUGAACACUGUUAUCCAGGCCACCAGAAGAAAAAGAAAGAAGGAGAAAAGUUUUGCUGUUAUGAUUGCAUUCCAUGUCCAGAAGAGAAGAUUUCAAAUCAAACUGAUAUGGAUGACUGUUUUAAAUGCGCAGAAGAUCAGUAUUCAAAUGAACAUAAAAAUAAAUGCAUGAAUAAAACAAUACGUUUUCUGGCCUUUGAAGAACCUUUGGGCAUUGGGUUAGCCUCCAUUGCUGUUUCAUUUUCCUUGAUCACUGCUUUGGUCCUUGGAGUUUUUGUCAAGAACAAAGACACCCCCAUAGUCAAGGCCAACAACCGAGACCUCACUUAUGGUCUUUUGGUCUCUCUUCUACUUUGCUUUCUCUCUUCCUUGCUCUUUCUUGGCAAACCUAGUAAAGUGACUUGCCUUCUCCGUCAGCCAACUUUUGGCAUCAUCUUCUCUGUGGCUGUUUCCUGUAUUUUGGCAAAAACCACCCUAGUUUCUCUAGCCUUCCUAGCCACAAAGCCUGGAUCUAGGAAGAAGAAAUGGAUAGGGAAGAAACUGGCUCGUGACAUUGUCCUCCCAUGUUCCCUGUUGCAAACAAGUAUUUGUAUUCUAUGGUUAUUAUCCUUCCCUUCUUUCCCUGAAUUAGACAUGUACUCAUUGCCUGAAGAAAGCAUAGUCCAAUGUAAUGAAGGAUCUGUUAUCAUGUUUUAUUCUAUCCUGGGCUACCUGGGUCUCUUGGCCAUUGCCAGUUUCGCAGUGGCAUUUCAAGUCCGCAAUUUACCAAAGGGCUUCAAUGAAGCCAAAUUUAUAACAUUCAGCAUGUUGAUUUUUUGUAGUGUGUGGGCGUCUUUUGUUCCAACUCACCUGAGUUCUAAAGGUAAAGGCAUGGUGGCAGUGGAAAUCUUCUCCAUUGUGUUCUCUAGUGCCGGGAUUCUAGGCUUCAUCUUUGCUCCCAAAUGUUACAUCAUUGUGCUAAGACCUGAUUUGAACAGCAGGGAGCUGCUUAUACAGAGGAAUCGUUAA